CAAAAUAGCGAUAUUUUUUACAAUUUUUACCAUGUUAUACUUUUAGUUGAUGAGGAACUUCGUACAUUGCGUUACAAAAUUAUGCAAGAUUAUAAUGAAUUAUCUAUACGCGAUUUAUGCACUACACGAUCUGGGGGAUACGACGUGGUGUUUUUUAACCUCGAUGACAAGUUUUACGAGAUGGUAUCGAAAAUAACUGUGAUAAAAUACAGUCAAAUAUUUAAGAAGUUAUGGCAGAAAUACGGCGAAAAAUUGAAAGAUGAAUUUGUGACAAUGGAUGUUAUAUUCAACAAGAUUUGGUCAAGAAUUCUUGACAAACUCAAGUCAAUAAAUGAACAAUUUCUUGAUGGUGAAAUGCAACUCAAAAAAGUUGAUAAAUAUUUAGUUAUGUGCAAGACGGACUACGACGCCUUGGAGGAGGAGUUCAUGCUGAUUUCACGAUAUUUCAUUGGCACAGCACAUUUGGGUGAGGUAAAGAAGAAACUUGGGGUCAGUAUAAAAAAAGUAAAGAGUUAUAAACAACUUUUUGAUGCUCAGCAAGCUGCUCUAGCGAUUCUAGAGUUACAAGAGGUGAUGGGUCUGGAAGGCGAUUUUUCAGAAGUCGAAAAUAUUAAAGAGGUUAGACUAUAUUUUUUUGUUGCAUGACUGUUCUCUCAGGGCAUAGUUUUCCCAAAAUAUAUGGGUUAUCUCAACUUUAAACUCGUGCAGUGUAGUGUAGUGUAGUGUAGUGUAGUGUAGUGUAGUGUAGUGUAGUGUAGUGUAGUGUAGUGUAGUGUAGUGUAGUGUAGUGUAGUGUAGUGUAGUGUAGUGUAGUGUAGUGUAGUGUAGUACAGUGAGAAUGCAAGCACUCGCUCAUGUUUUUGCUAAUUCAAAUCUUAUUUUUUGAACCUGAAAUCUGUACCAUCCAUAAAUUUGAAUUUGUAAUAAUAACAAUUAUUACUUGUUCAAAAACAAAAAGUAUCUUAUUGAGAGGGUACCUAUUUAUCUAGCCAGGAUUAGAGCCAGGACUCGAGCUAGGACUCGAGCCAGCACUCGAUUCAGGAUUCGAGCCAAAAAUGACAGGUUGACGUCAGGUGAUUUUGAUGGAUGAAAAUUUACUAACAACGUUCUCGCUUUUAAGGAACUUUCCUUAAAUUUUCCUUGAACUGUUCGUUCACCAACAAUGCGAAAUGUUUAAGGAAAUUUAACUGAAUCUGAUGAAUUGUUUAUCGAUAACCUAAGGAAUGUUUCGCGAACGGGAAGUGAGAGAAUUUGUUUACCAAAUCAAUUUCGGCCUUUUCCCACCAGAGUCGAUAAAAGAACUAAAGAACGAUAGUUUAUAUUUGGUAUAUUUGUAAGGCGGAGAAUUCGCCUUUGAAGAGCCGGCCAUGCUUGCCAACUGUAUUACCAUGCAAAUACACCCUUUCGAUAAUUACGUCACACAUACUUUUUGGUCUUGGAACCUUGCUCUCAUUGGUAACUAAUCAGUUACGCAAGGUUAUUGGCGUAAUUAUCGAAAGGAUGUGUUUAAUUUGCUAGUAGUAGAACAUUUAGCUAGCGUGCGUAACGUCCUAUGAAAUAAAAACAUUGGGCAAUGGCAAUUCCCCGUAUUUUCGCAUUUUUUUGAUCGAGUCUUUGACUCGAGUCCUGACUCGAGUCCUGGCACGAGUCUUGAUUCGAGUCCUGGCACGAGUCUUGACUCGAGUCCUGGCUCGAAUCCUGACUCGAGCAAUAGUAUACCUCUCUUAUUGAUGUAAAACAACACCUAAUGUUUAAAAAAAUUCUGUUGCAUGAGCCAAACAAUUAUUAUGAAUAAUCACAUUUACGUAAUUUGAAAAAUUUUGCCUCAACAGAAUUUUUUUUAAAUUGUCAAAAUAAUUGAAUGUUACUAUAUUAGCUAAAAGAAAUCAUUUUAUUAACUAAAAUUUGGGGGUCACCGAAGGCGUAUCCGCCAGUUGCGUAGCUUUUGUAAAAAAUUCAAACCCUUUGUGUAGAUGUUGUUUUACAUCAGUAACAUACUUUUUUGUUUUUCAACGAGUAAUAAUUCUCAAACAAUACGGAUCUAAAUCUUCAAUUUUCCAUUCUUAAGGUUGCAGAGUUUUUAAAAACUUAACAACCGUUCCUAUGGCAACAAUGACGUUUCAAUAUGGCGAAUAUUAGCGGCUUAAAGUAAUUUGACUCGAAAAUAAAGUCGGUGGCCCCUUUUUUUAUUUUAUAGCAUAAUUUCUUUUGGUAUUUUGAAUUAUUUUCAUGAUUUAAAAAUAAUUAUGUCAUGCCAAAAUUUUUCAAGAUCGAAAAAUGUAAUAAAACGUAACGACUUUUUUACGCAUGACAGAAUUACUAAACGAAUUUUUGUUAUGAAAUAAAAAAUGGGGGUAACCGACUUUAUUUUCAAGUUAAAUCACUUUAAACCAAAAAUAUCGGCCAUAUCGAAUUGUCAUUGUUGCCAUAACAACGGUAGUUGCGAUUCCUUUCUUUCGAAAAAAAUCCAACUUUGUAGUUAUUCUUUUUCCAUUCGUAGGCCUACUUCUUUUGUCUUUUAACAAAUAGGAAUUGUCGAAAAAUUGGGUCUUCAUCGGAGACCUUCCAUUUUCUAGUAAACUGUAAAGAGCCACCUUGAAGUUAAUUAACCCUUGGCAGUUAUUUGUUGGUCUUACGGCAUCAGUCUGAAAUCAUGUGGACCAUAGCUAUUUCUUAAAUUAUAAUUCGUUAAGCUGCUCCCAGUCAUUGAUUCUUUCAAGUUAGGAGCAUUAUAAUCGUUUACAAUUUUAUACAGGAGAAUGGACUUCAUCUUCUGUCUUCCCAACCAAGAGUUUCAAGAACGACAGCAGAUUCAAUUUCGUAACUUGCGCCAGCAAUUAUUCUUGCCGCACGAUUUUGAAAUUUCUGAAGUUUAUCAAGCUUUCUAGUUACAUGCAAAAUACAUUGUUUUGAUACAUUUUUUACGAAAUGAAAAAAUAUACACGGUUUAGAUUUACAAUUUUAAAAAACAAUCGUAAAUAUAUUUCACGUAUUUUUGGCCAAUUAUUACUUGUUGAAAAGCAGAUAUUUUCUUACUUGUAUAAUAUAACAUCCAAAUGUUUUGAACUUUUCAUAACGGUUAUAUUACUCCAUUGCUAUGACAACAUUGACGUUUCAAUGUCGAAAAAAACUUCGGUGACCCCCAUAUUUUAUUCUAUAUUAAGUACUUUUUUGGCAUGUUGAAUCAUAUAAUUUUUUAUCCAGUUAAACAAAAUUUAUUCUAGACAAUCAAAUUUACCCAAUUUGGAGAACUUUGGGUCAACAGAAUUUUUUUAAUAGUUCAAUUUACUGAGGGAAGGCAUUUAUGGAAUAAAAUAUAUAGGGUCACCGAAGUCUUUUUGGAAUUAAAUUAUUAUAAAACCAUAUUGAAAUGUCAUUGUUGCCAUAGCAAGAGUGGUUAUGUAGCUUUGGCAAAAACUAACUCUUUAGAUAUUGUUUUAUAUAAUUAUAAUAAAUUACUCUAUCUAACUGUGUCGAUCCACCAUAAUUUAUGUAGGUUUUUUAAACUUUUUUCGUCAUGCACCUUCAAAAACUAGUCAUAUAUAGCCCAAAAACCCUACUUGCCUUGAGGAUUUACUCUGUUGUUUUCUCCAUUUGAGCUACGGUUAUUAUGCAGAAAUUGUUUGAGAGGGUUAAAAAGUGGGCGAAAUGCAGGUAAAACACGCGCGCAAAUGAUUCUGCUUGAUAACUAGCAAUCUAAUUAAAUAUACCUAAGUAGCCUAUGCUCUAUGAGUGAUGGUUUAUUUAUGUCUUGUGUUUUCAGAUUAUCGGUGGGAGAUUUGAAACUCAAGCUAUCAAUUCAGUGAGUGACAAUUUGCGUAGAGCUGGAGAACUGUUAAAGGAUAUAAACCCGACGAGGCGACGUUGUUUAACGGCAUUUACAAAAUGUUUUGAUCUGGUUACUUGGUUAAGAGAGAGCGUAAAAGGUAAUGAGCCACUGCGAAAUUAACAAGAAACGAAAAUGAUUGCCAGCGGCAAAGCUGUGCAGGUUGUAUGUGCAAAUACGUGGAUCUAUAUCUGCCCCUUCUUUUAUUUUGUUUAUUAACUUACAUCAGUCUGAUGCUGUGUUGUUUCUGAACGUCUGUUGCAUCAUCCACCUUGACAUGUUGACUUAGAAACCAGACGAAAAAAGCAAGUACUUGCAUUACAAAUUUCGUGGAUAAGUUUGGUCCAUGUCUUAAAUGAAAUUUGGAGUGUUCUCUGGGCUGAUGAAUAAACGUUUUGAACUUUUGACCUAAUUCUAAAAUAAAAAUGCACUUUUGAAAUGAAUUAUCAAAUUAAUAGUCCUCAAUUAGCACUUUAAUUGUAUAUUAGAUAGGCCUUAAUGUCGGUAAUAUUUAGGGCAGUCAUUUCCUCGGGCUUGAAGAUAACUACUUGUUACUUUUAUCUUUGAAGUUACCUAACUACUCAGACAAAGUGAACCCAAUUUAAGUUUGUGAUUCGGAAUAUUAGAAUAUAUGGACAUCAUUACCAAUUGACAGUUUCCCAGAAAAGUAUUGUCCGUUUUGAACUCCGUUCCAGAUGAACAAGAGCUUAAAGUGUUUGUUGAUUUGGCGAUGAUUUCUGCUGGCGAAGAUGAUAGGGAUAUUGACCGAAUUUCCUGUAUGCACACCAGUUGUCUUGGGUUUGGAUCAUUAAUAUUUGGUUGCAGAACAGAUCAUGGUUUUAAUGAAUUAAUGCGACUUUGUCAACCGGUAUGGCAAGCCGUUGACGCAAAUCCGGGCAUUGAAGAAAAACUGGUGAGUUGUUUUAAACCUGAAAUAAUUUUAAAUAUAAAUAGUCAUUAAACCCUAACUAACUGAAGACAGAAAGACUUGUAAACCGAAACCUAAAGCAAAAUUAUUAUCAUAAUAUUUAAUAAUACCUAGAUAUUUAAACGCAUCUCUCCCCCGCUGCAUGGUAAUAAAUCAUGUUAUGCAGAUGAAGAACAGUCAAUAACAAUUCAGAGAAAGUACCAAGUGAUAGUUUUACACAUAUUUUUUGUCCUGAGUUGACAGAAAUUCAAUAUUGCUUGCUCAGCGAAAAAUUAAAUCACUUGUAUAAUUGUUCUAAUGAAAUAAUUAUAAUGAUUAAUACAUAUUUACUAACAGUGCAUUUCCCUUUAAGGGGUUAACAAAGCGAAGCCUGUCUUGGUUGAAGCAAAUUAAAGAGUCACAUGGUUCUGUCGCUCUCACAACUAUGUUUCAAGUUAAAGCAAUCAAUUCCUCUGGUAUUUACUACAUUGCAGACAGCGAAAAAGCUAAAGAAAGUAAACAUGUGGACAAUGGCGUUAAAUUGUGCCUUGAGAAUUUGGUAUGCCUUGUUGUUCCUAAAGACGAAAUUAAGAAUCGAGAAGAAAAGAUUUAUAGCUUGGAAGAAAUAAAGGAUGUUCAAAGUAAAUUGAUGCUGAUUGCUGGGAAAGCAGAAAAUGGAAAGGAGGAGGUUGACCAAUUUAACCAGGUUUGUAUUGCAGGUGUGAGUACAAGAUACAAUGGUAAUUGA
Molecule: messenger RNA, 5481 nt
Organism: Paramuricea clavata
Lineage: Eukaryota; Metazoa; Cnidaria; Anthozoa; Malacalcyonacea; Plexauridae
Source: the annotation of a GenBank genome assembly